AUAAAAUUGAUCAACAAGGUGAAAAAUGUCAAAAUAUAAAAAGCAUCGGCCCAUGUGCCACAUGAUAGUACUUACGCUAAUGAUGAUCGUGUUGUUUUCCACAGCAUUAGGACUCGAUACAACAAAUUCACAAGAACAAGUUAAAGUUAAAUACCGACAUCGACGCGAAAAUGAUGAAGAUGAGAAUUUUAUUGCACUGGCACCAGCUGACGGCGACGAGUUUAAUCUGGAAAGUGUUCUCGACAAAGACAAACAGAUGCCGGCAAUUGUGCGUCUCGAUCCCGUGCUCGAUAGCAGCGAAGAGACCGAAGACGAUUUUAUCGAGUUGUCGGCAAAGAAGAACGACGAUAAUGAUAAUGGAAGCAAUAACGAUUACAAAAAUUAUGAUGCAGAUAAAUAUAAUAGGUUUUUCGACAGUGUCGACAUCAAUGAGGAGCAACGACGCAUUCUCAACGAUAGCACACCCGUUUUUGGCAGAAUUGACUCCGAUGCCGACGAUUACUUGGAUUCAACAACCGUACUAACGACGACGUCGACAACAACAACAACAACCUCUACUCCAUCGCCGUACGUGCGAGAAAUUUACAAGACAAGUGCUGAAGUUGAUGACGACUUGGAAAACAACAACUACGACGAGGAUACCGACGAAGACGACGAUGAGCUUCAGUUACGCCGGAAUCAUCACUCAAAAUUCAAAAAGAUGCGAAAACACACAAGAAAACAUCACAAGUCGUCAUCUUAUCUUCCAGAAUAUUACUCGCAUUCCUUCUCGCCCGCACACCAUCAUUUUUCUCGCUUUCAUCGCGACGACGAGUUUGGAGAAAAUCCUCAUUCGCAUCGUCGUCGCACCAAACAUCGCAAUCGGAAGCUUUCGCAGACUUUUGGCACGGAGCAGCGUCAAGUGAAGGACGACGGGCAAUUCCGUUCGGGAUAUCGCGCCAAUUACGGAAGUGACCAAUAUCGCGGACGCAUCAGUUUCUACGACAAUUCGAACCGUUUGGAGACUCAUGAUGACGUCACACGGAAAAUUAACGGAAAAUCCAAGGAAAAAUAUCCGUAUUUUAAUAAAGUGAAGUCGCAUCUCGAGGAAGAAGACGACGAUUUGCCGCCGUACGUGAAAAAAUACAAUCGCCGGAACAAGCAGUUGAUCGAUUUGCUCGAAGGAACGCUCCCGCCGCAGUCCGAGAAGCGAUUUCACGCGAAAAAAAACCCGCAUUGGCUCGAAGAUGACUUGUUCGAGGAACAAAAGCCGAGCAAAAAUAAAUGGAGCACCGAAAUUGAGGCAACUGCCCAUCCAAAUGCCUUACCGGAGGACAAUGUUCGCGUCAUUUACGACGAAAAAUCCCGGAAUUUCAGCAAAUCGGCAAAAUUCAACCUUACCGCAUCCAGUAUAGCAAGCAAUAAUCACUCGCCCCCGUUCAAGGUGUCGUCGCGCGCCGGGCAAUUCAUCUAUCACACAGUCACCCAAUCUCCCUCGGCGUCGGGUUCGGGCAUCUUUGGGGGUGUCAAGAAGAAACGACUCCCAUUCGUCGCGAUUACUGAUCGCAAAGUUGGGAGUCCGACAAGAACGCGACGUCGCACCGACAGCAACAAUAGUAUUAGCACGAAAAAUGAACAAAAUCGCCUAACGAUGCCUUAA
Molecule: messenger RNA, 1639 nt
Organism: Culicoides brevitarsis
Lineage: Eukaryota; Metazoa; Arthropoda; Insecta; Diptera; Ceratopogonidae
Product: putative pre-mRNA-splicing factor ATP-dependent RNA helicase DHX16
Exons: 4
Coding region: 26-1639 (537 amino acids)
Source: RefSeq, a predicted model, not a curated record